Molecule: messenger RNA, 2402 nt
Organism: Glycine soja
Lineage: Eukaryota; Viridiplantae; Streptophyta; Magnoliopsida; Fabales; Fabaceae
Product: protein WEAK CHLOROPLAST MOVEMENT UNDER BLUE LIGHT 1-like
Exons: 4
Coding region: 327-2174 (615 amino acids)
Source: RefSeq, a predicted model, not a curated record
CAUGAUUUGGAAACACAAGGAGGAAGCCGUAAACAGAUGUGAACGGUUCCUUCCUCCUUCAUUGUUCGCCUCAUCAACAUUACCUCCUUCUUCCACCGUAUCAUAGGAUAGGACCACUCCUAACACGUUUUUGCCUUUUUAAUUAAUUCCUUUCUUUUUAUUCUUCCCUUCCCUGAGUCUUCCACAUUAUUUUCCUUCUUCUCAUCAAGGUUUCAAUCUCUUUUUUGUUCUUGUUAUGAUAUUGCUUUGAAUGCCUUUUGUUCACAUAAAUUUUGGUGGCAGACCCUGUGAGAAAUAUUAAAGACGGGCCACUUUCAAAAUAUACCAUGGAGCCACAAUUAGAAUCCCCUUUGGGAAGAAAAGAUUCUACAGGAAGUGCCGAUUCUUCUAAGCCUUCAAAGCAUGUCAUUGAGACAGCUGCGCCCUUUGAAUCUGUCAAAGAUGCUGUGUCCAAGUUUGGAGGAAGAAUUGAUUGGAAAUCUCGUCGAACCCAGAGUCUGGUGGAGGAGAGAAGCAAGCUCGUAGAAGACUUUAGAAAGGAAGAAACUGCAGAGGAAUUGGAAAACACUAAGAAGCUUAUAGAAGAACUCAAAACUAGCUUAGAAAAGAUAGAAAAAGAUGAGCUUCAAGCAAAAGAAGAGGCUGAACGUGUGAUUCUCAAAAUUGAAGAGAUGGAGCAGGACAUUGUAAGUGAAGCUAGUAUUGAAGCCAAGGCACAACUUGAGGCUGAAAAAGCCAUGCUUACAGAAGCGCUUUCGGAGUUUGAAUUCGUUAAAAGAGAACUGGACUCACUGCGUAAGGAGUAUGCUUCUAUGGCGAGUGGAAGGGAUAUAGCAAUCAAUAAUGCAGAAGAGACUAUUGCAGCAUCCAAGCAAAUUGAAAAGGCAGUGGAAGAUUUGACUGCUGAGUUGAUUGCAACAAAAGAGGCGUUGAAUUCCAUGCGAACCGCGCAUUUGGAAGUAGAAGAACAAAGACUAGGAGUAGUUGAUCAAGAGUCGAACAAUUUGAAGCUGGAACUUGAACAAGUAGAAGAGGAGCUCCAAAGACUUAAUGAGCAAGUUUUGUCAGCCAGGGUUCUUAAAUCAAAAUUGGAAUCAGCUUCCUCCUUACUGCAUGGUUUGAAAGCUGAAUUAGCAGCAUAUAUGGAAUCAAAAGUAAAUGAGGAAUUUUAUAAAGAACAAAAAGAGGAAGUUGAGGAACUAAAACUGAACAUAGAAAAAGCAACUUCUGAUGUUAACAGAUUGAGGGUGGCUUCUGUGUCACUAAAAUCAAAACUAGAAGAAGAGAAGUCGGUUCUCGCAUCCCUUAAGCAAAGUGAGGAAAAGGCUUCGGCUGCGGUUGUGAAUCUCCAAGCUGAACUGGAGAAGUCUAGGUCAGCCAUAGCUUUCAUUCAAAUGAAAGAAAAUGAAGCAAGAGAGAUGAUGACUGAGUUGCCCAAGAAACUGCAAAAAGCAUCACAAGAGGCUGAUGAGGCCAAAUCACUUGCUCAGGCAGCUCAGGCAGAGCUGAUUGAAGCACAAGAAGAGGUUGAACAAGCCAAGGCCAAAUCAAGCACAUUGGAAAGUAGUUUAUUGGCAGCACAAAAGGAGAUUGAAGCAGCCAAGGUUGCCGAGAUGUUGGCCAGAGAUGCAAUCACAGCAUUGGAGAAGAGUGAAUCAGCUAAAGGCAACAAAAAUGACAAGGACUCUUCCUCAAUGGUGACACUCACACUAGAAGAAUAUCAUGAGCUCAGCAGGAGAGCCUAUAAGGCAGAGGAGCAAGCCAAUGCGAGGAUCGAAGCUGCUACUUCUCAGAUUCAGAUAGCAAGGGAGUCUGAAUUAAGAAGCCUGGAGAAGUUAGAAGAACUGAAUGAGGAGUUGUCUGUAAGAAGAGAAUCUCUGAAAAUUGCAACUGGGAAUUCCGAAAAGGCCAAUGAAGGAAAGUUAGCUGUAGAACAUGAAUUAAGAACAUGGAGGGCUGAACAAAAGCAACAAGAGAAGGCUACUGAAUUGAAUGAACAAACUUCUGAUCCAACUGAGCCUGCACAUGAUUCAUCAAGCCCAAAGGGAAAAGUUCCUUCCAAUAACACUGAAGCUGAAUCAGCCUCAAAUAAGAACAAAAAGAAGAAAAAGUCAUCAUUUCCUUCAAAGGUUGUAAUGUUCUUUGCCAAGAAAAAAACGCACCCAACCAAGUGAAUGUAAUCCUUCAACAGAAGGUAGUACACUAAGUAACAAAUCUAAUUUCUGAACAGCUUCUGUAUUGGUUGCCAAUUGUGAGAAUUUGUAUCAAGUUCUUUGGUCGCAAGGAGAAAAUAUGAUCAUUUAGUGUAUAUAUGGCGUAGCUUCUCUAUUAUUCAAUAUUUCAAUUUUCACUACAAAUUUACCAUUAUGAAGGAAAAGGCACAACAGUCUACUUUUGGGACA